CCCCCUCCUACUUUCCCAUCCGGACUCUCUCUCUCUACGGUUUCUCUCUCUAAAUCACCGCCUUGCAGGCUUUAAUGGCUUCCAUGGCUACUUCUCUCUCCACCCAUCUCUCUCCAGCCGCCAAAGACCUCUGCAAACUCACCUCCUCCUCCUCUGUUAUACAUGGCGUUCCCCUUCGCCUCAACUACCUCAAAUGCUCCUCCUCGCUGUCGGCCUCCUCCCUCAGUGUCUCUGCGAAAUACGAUCUCAAGGACUUCAAGUUCGAGCCCAUAAAGGAAUCGAUCGUCUCUCGCGAGAUGACCCGCCGCUACAUGAUGGACAUGAUCACCUAUGCGGACACGGAUGUCGUUGUGGUUGGGGCUGGCUCUGCUGGUCUCUCGUGCGCGUACGAGCUGAGCAAGAACCCUAAUGUGCGGGUGGCCAUCGUGGAGCAGUCGGUGAGCCCUGGCGGUGGUGCCUGGCUCGGUGGCCAGCUCUUCUCGGCCAUGGUCGUGCGCAAGCCCGCUCACCUCUUCCUUGAUGAGCUCGGUGUCGAUUACGAUGAGCAGGACAACUAUGUUGUCAUCAAGCAUGCUGCGCUCUUCACUUCCACCAUCAUGAGCCGCCUUCUUGCUCGCCCUAAUGUCAAGCUUUUUAAUGCGGUGGCGGCUGAGGACCUGAUUGUGAAGGAGGGGAGAGUGGCAGGCGUUGUGACGAACUGGGCUUUGGUGAGCAUGAACCACGACACACAGUCUUGUAUGGAUCCGAAUGUGAUGGAGGCGAAAGUGGUAGUGAGCUCAUGCGGGCACGAUGGUCCUUUUGGGGCUACAGGAGUGAAGAGGCUGAGAAACAUUGGCAUGAUUGAGAGCGUCCCCGGGAUGAAGGCGCUGGACAUGAACGUCGCAGAGGAUGCGAUUGUGAGGCUCACCAGGGAGGUUGUGCCUGGGAUGAUCGUCACCGGCAUGGAGGUUGCAGAGAUAGACGGAUCCCCUAGAAUGGGUCCUACUUUCGGAGCGAUGAUGAUAUCGGGGCAGAAGGCGGCGCACCUGGCUCUUAAGGCGCUGGGCUUGCCGAACGCUGUAGACGGGACUUACAGCCUGGGCGGCGUGCACCCAGAGUUGGUGCUCGCAUCCUCGGCCGAGGGUGAGACUGCCUCAGCCUAAAUUCCAUCUUCCACAAACCGCAGAAUCCCCUUUUCAUUAUCUUCUUGUUUUGACCUCCUUUCCCCCUCUCUCUUGCUGCUGUGUUUUUGGAGUUUAGGGUUACGGAAUAAGGUGGUGGACAUAUACUCUCUAGAUUUUGUUGCUAUGCUAUAUCCUUUUAAGGGUCUUACUCUGUUACUCUUGAGGGCUUCUCUUUCAUCCUCUCUUUUUCUUGCAAUUCUCGGUUAACAACAUAUUGGGAUUUACCCGUGGAUGAGUUUCAUUCUGUUAAAUGAGAUAAAUAUCGGGAUA
Molecule: messenger RNA, 1433 nt
Organism: Amborella trichopoda
Lineage: Eukaryota; Viridiplantae; Streptophyta; Magnoliopsida; Amborellales; Amborellaceae
Gene: THI1
Product: thiazole biosynthetic enzyme, chloroplast (ARA6) (THI1) (THI4)
Biological process (GO): thiamine biosynthetic process
Source: RefSeq, a predicted model, not a curated record